Molecule: messenger RNA, 685 nt
Organism: Aspergillus piperis CBS 112811
Lineage: Eukaryota; Fungi; Ascomycota; Eurotiomycetes; Eurotiales; Aspergillaceae
Exons: 1
Coding region: 186-650 (154 amino acids)
Source: RefSeq, a predicted model, not a curated record
UGACGGUUGUUUUACUUGACACGGUCCACAUCACCCCCCGCUCUAGACGUGAUAUCCGACUUCUCUUUCUCUGGCUUGUAGAUUUGUUUUGGGUGGCUAUCGUCCUUUCGAGCGUCCAUCUGCUUGACUAUUUCAUCAUCCUACCCAUCAUUCUGGUGGGCAUGAAAGCGAUUCUUGGCUAGCCUAUGGCGCGGAACGGAUACCUCAUCCUGUUUCUAUAUUUCUCACCUCUCCCGCAUUACUCCCCUGGUCAUGUCCCGUUACAUAACAUCUCGGGGUCAAGGUGGCUUCCACCUCCCCAAAGUCAUUUCACCCCUACCCGUUUUUACUCUCCUCUUUACUCCUCCCCAAGAAAUGGAAACUUGAGGGCGUGGGAUCUGUGUUUAUUCGCCCUUCAUCAUGUAUUGUCGGUGUUUGUUAAAGGUACCGUGAAUGCACGGAAGAAGGUCAAAAAGGAAACACGAACAACAAUUGUUUGGAAAAAGGAGUGUGUGUGUAUGUGUGGCAUUGUUUUGAUAUCCCCAUGGUUUGUUUAUUAUGUGUAUUUUGCUCUACAGAUACCUGGAAAUCAAAUGUCGAAGCAUCGGUUGGUACCGAUCGACAUGGAUGUCGAUCGAGAACCUAUUUCACCUCAGUUUCCGUCCUGGUAAUAUCCGGAUUGAGUCGACUAAGCGGAGAGUCUCAU